AUGUCUCCACUUUCAUUAACUUCUUACACUUCCGCUCAACUUUUACAAGAACUAGAUAAAAGAAAAGCCUCUAUUAUUCCUAUAGCUGUGAAAAGAUCUAGUUAUGAGAUUUACUAUUCCCUGAAAUACUGUAGACUCGGAACUGACGUCAAGAAAGCGGGACGACCAAUCAGCGCUUUCGACCGAAAACAUGACUUCGCCUACGGAACCCGCAGCAAAAAGACAGCGAACAUCGAUGAACGUUUCAUUCGCUGCUGUGACAGAAGAGAUACCGGAUUGCUCGGAACAAUCGCCAAGCUUCCUUUCAGAGCUAAGCAAGCCAUCGACAAGCUCAUCUACAACACAGACCGACACUUCCGCCCACAUGUCGCCGGAACCAGAGAACAACCAUACCCCGGAGAAAAGACCCCCGACUCCGAGACCCCAGGAAUCGAAACCCGUGGAGAUCAUCAUAACCCCACCAAACCGCAUAAACGAACCGGACGAGAACUUCACUCCAACCCCCAAGCUGCCAAGAAGCUACAUCUGCCCUCAAGCACCGCGAAGGAAACGGCCUCUGCGGCGUCCGCGCCGACUGCUGUCUCCGAAGGAGUUGUUCCCGCCGAUGACAACGGAGGAGGGCCAAUAGUUCAACAAAUGGUCCAACUACCUAAAGGUCCAAAAAGAAUCACAUUUGACUUUGCCAGGAUCUUUAAACACUGUAUAUUACUCCCCGUAAUAUACAUACGAACUAAAAACAACCGGAGGAGCGGUCAUGCCUAACCAGACCUUCAACCUAUUUCCGUUCUUGGAAUGUUUUGAAGAUCAUGGUAGACAACUUCCAAUCCAAAGUUUCCAUAUUUGGGACACAGAAACAGCUGAAAAAUGCCUUCCAAAUAAAGCCAUUAAAUUUAACGAAGGUGGAAACAUGACAUUGAUGGAAAUGGCCCUAAGACGUCCUUCCUUUCACAUGGACGCCAUAUUUGAUAGAUAUUUCAUGGCGGAAGGUGCAGACAAACCGGUAGACGAAAAUAAAUACGAUAACUUAUACCAAGCAUGGUUCAACGUAUAUAACUCUGAAAAUUUCGGAGACAAUACAACCAAAUACCGAAUACGGAUACACAUGGCAUUGUGGAACGCAUGACGCUGGAAUGUGGAGAACAGCCCUCCAACCUUCCUUAGAUAAUCACAUGAUUAAUCCAAUUGAAGAUGCUAAAAAAGCAUACAGUUAUUGGGAUAAACGUAGUGUAAACUACCAUCAAUCCUUUGUUGAUGGUUUGUCUUUAAUCGUACUGACCUAAAUAACAAUGAUAGACUCUUCCGUAUCCCCUUUAAUAUUUGUAAGACCAACACAAUUACAUACAACCGAUGGUUCCUACGAAAAGGUCUUCUUCCAAGUUUUCAUCACCUAUCACAUGAAAAUCGAAGUUGAAAUGUACGACAUUGUAUUCAAACCCAUAUGGUAUAACUAUGACAUGUCCAUGGACUUCCCAUAGAACCAAAACAGACUCUUUAACAACGAAGGAACAAGGACAAGAAGACGUCAGCAGCAAAAGCCCAAUGGUCAGGAUGUAACGCGUAUAACUUGGUCACCGGAUCAGGAAGCGGCUAUGUAAUUUAAUGUA
Molecule: messenger RNA, 1604 nt
Organism: Centruroides sculpturatus (bark scorpion)
Lineage: Eukaryota; Metazoa; Arthropoda; Arachnida; Scorpiones; Buthidae
Exons: 3
Coding region: 1-762 (253 amino acids)
Source: RefSeq, a predicted model, not a curated record